Amoebophrya sp. A25 is the source of this 152-nucleotide messenger RNA. NCBI's taxonomy places the organism in Eukaryota, Dinophyceae, Syndiniales, Amoebophryaceae. The record is from the annotation of a GenBank genome assembly.
AUGUUCGUGCUUGAACUGGUCAAAACUGAAGCAGCAGACGAAAAGCAUGUGCACGCUCAAGGUGAUAAAGCAUCCUCAGCACUAGUACUAGAUGAAGAAAUGAUUAUUUCUGGACUUUACUGUGCGCAGGCACCAACGAAGUCCAGGGCGAC